Messenger RNA from Sinocyclocheilus rhinocerous, 1058 nucleotides. RefSeq names its product ubiquitin-conjugating enzyme E2 J2-like. The record is from RefSeq and is a predicted model, not a curated record. Bases 272 to 955 code for a protein of 227 amino acids. Lineage: Eukaryota; Metazoa; Chordata; Actinopteri; Cypriniformes; Cyprinidae. The transcript has 7 exons.
UAAAAUGAUAGCCUAUGCCACUCCUUAAAUUAUUAAAUCAAACGUGAAAGCAGACAGAAAUGAUGUUACCUUCAUUUUCCCUUUCUCCUAAAUCACUGCAUAAACACUGACUGCAGGACUCGUGCAUGUGCUGUUUAUGUGACAUGUCCAGUAUUUACUGAAAGUCACAACGCAGACUCACACGUGAAACAGCCAUUCACAGAUAUUAUUCAUCUGAGACAGGACACACACUCUUCACUUCACCUUCAUCUGUUCUGAAUUCACUCAAGCGAUGAGUGUGUGUGGUAACAGGAAGACGACUAUGACAGCAACACGGCGUCUGAAGCAGGAUUACCUCAGGAUAAGGAAAGAGCCCGUGCCUUACAUCUGUGCUGAACCUCUGCCAUCUAAUAUACUGGAAUGGCAUUUUGUUGUUCGUGGACCAGAGAAAACCCUUUAUGAGGGUGGCUACUAUCAUGGCAAAUUGAAAUUUCCUCAAGAAUUUCCUUUCAAGCCACCCAGUAUUUAUAUGCUAACCCCUAAUGGGAGAUUCAUGUGCGACACACGGCUGUGUCUGUCCAUUAGUGAUUUCCAUCCUGACACAUGGAAUCCGGCCUGGUCCGUCUCUACCAUACUCACCGCACUGCUGAGCUUCAUGGUGGAAAACAUUCCCACACUGGGAAGCAUAGAGACGUCUGACUUCACCAAAAGACAGCUGUCUGCGCAGAGCUUGGCCUACAACCUGAAGGACAGAGUUUUCUGUGAGCUGUUUCCUGAGGUUGUGGAGGAGAUCAAGGUGAAGCAAAGGACUCAGAAAGACUUCGGUGUUCCUCCUCAUACCGCUCAUGCGGCCCCUGCACGUCAUCAGCCAAAGCCAAACCUCAGAGGAGCACUUGCAAACCUGUGUGUUAUAGCUGGUCUGGUUGUCUGUGUCUACACAGUCAAGUUUGUGCUACAUCAUAUAGGCCAGGACUGAAAACAGACUGACGUGACCUGAAAGCUCUUUCUGAGGCAUCACUCUUCCUUUUAACCAAAGCGAACUUCUGUUCAGAACACUAAAAAAAACUUGACACAACCUU